AUGCUCCGCUCAGCGCUGCAACGACGUUGGAUAGCGACGGUCCCAGUGAACAGGAGAGAAGCAUGGCUUUUUGUUGAUUCCGUAUUCCCAGUCAAGUUGGGCACCUGGGAUGUUCGGUAUUAUGUUGGCCUACUUCGACAGGACUUUCUCCUCAGCAGUGUCCUUUCGAAGUUGACUAAUGUGAAGCAACACAAUUUUCAAGUGAUUGACGUAGAACCGCAUCCCAAGGAUGGCGGUGUAUACGUUCGGUUUUCGUACACGGAACCAGCGGAGCAGCCUGAUUCCACUGCCCUACAAGAGAUCGAGGAGAGUGUACGGGAGGAGGCCAAUAGGCAUGGUGGCUUCCCAACCUGGACUGGUGUCUCUGCCGGGAAUGCCUGGCUUGUCAGAGGUCAAACAUGGAGGGAGGACAUGAACAGAUACGCGUCGAACAUUGUCAAGGUCACAUUUGAAGGACCAGACGUUCCAGAACGCGUCUUGUACCACCUCUUCAGGCCCUACGGACGUAUCAAGGACAUUGCACUCCCCACUUCGGUUCCUGCGGGCACUCCACGUUCAGCGUUAAUCACCUACAGCCACGUUCGCUCAGCCGUUAUUGCACGGAACGUCCUCUAUGGACUGGAUACGGAGGCUCAGGAUACCAAGACAACGACCCUUAGAACAGGUUAUCAGAAGCCUAUUCAGGCACAUGCCGUUCGCGAUUGGAUGUCAAAGCACCCAAAGAUAAUUCUCCCCAUUAUUGUGUUCCUGUUGGGCUCGUUGACUUACACUAUCUUUGACCCCAUACGUUCAGUGAUGGUUCAGGGAAAGCUAUUGGAUUGGUUCGACUACAAGCAGUACAAUCUAUACAAGUGGCUUAGAGCCAAUACAUUGGAUAGACUAUCCCAGCCACCUCGAGACGACGUCCCAAUUACAGAUGUGUGGAAGGAACGAUCUGCAGCGCAGGAUUCUCUGAAGAACUAUCUCAACGACGUUCCCUCUUCCAUUGCCUUUAUGCACGGACCGCAAGGUAGCGGAAAGUCCACUCUCGUGAGGACUGUUCUGUCCGAGUACGACAGAAACGUUCUGUAUAUCGACUGCCGUAUGCUCCAGAAAGCAGGCUCAGACAGCCAGCUAGUUAAUGAACUGGCUCAUCAGACAGGUUAUUGGCCCGUCUUCACUCUAUUCAAUUCCAUGGGCAAUCUGAUCGACCUCGCGAGCGUUGGUCUCAUCGGCCAGAAGGUGGGGCUGACCAGCUCUCUUCCGGACCAACUGCAGCAAAUCCUGGGGGUAGUCACACAAGGCCUGAAAAGGGCCGCGGACGCUAAGCGCUCUGACCUCAAGGAAAGAUUCGAAUCGGAAGAAAGACAUAACCUACAGAUCCAGGAAAGCCGACGGAUACAAGAAGGCAUCCUUAACGGUACCUGGCACGACGGAAGGCUGGAAUGCGUCGCGGGGAUUGGCCCCAUCAGUGAAUUGGCCAUUGGAGACGAGCCCUUUGACCCGGAAUUGGACGCCGCCCCUUUCCAAGUUAACACAGAACACCUGGACGACGUUGGAGAGAAGCCAAAGAAAGAAAAAUCGCAGGCAGAGAUCGAUGCCAUUCGAGUGCUUCCCAUUGUUGUCGUUCUUAACUAUGCGACAAAGAUUGGCUCGACUCAGGACGAACUGCUGAAAAGUCUUGCAGAUUGGGCAGCUUCAUUGGUCGAGAACCAAAUUGCACAUGUUCUCGUUCUCAGCGACAACCGAGAGAAUGCGAAGCGAUUGGCAAAAGCUCUACCUUCCAAGCCGCUUUACGCGAUUGGCCUUUCGGAUGCCGACCCUUCUAGUUCACUACUGUUCAUGAAGGAGAAACUCAGUAGCGCGGGUAUUGAUGUGGACUUCAGUGCGAAGCAAACCGCGCAAGUGAUGAGGCUCGGCGGUCGAGCCAGUGACCUAGAGAGCUUGAUUCAUAAGGUUCGAAGUGGCCAGUCGGUUGAAGACGCAGUCGAGGAAAUCAUUCACCAAGGCGUGGGCGAACUUCGCAAGAACGCGUUUGGGGACGACACGGAAGAUGCCCAAAGUUUGCCCUGGGCCAGGGAACAGGCGUGGACUAUUAUCAAGUCUCUUGCCGUCAAACCUGAGUUAUCAUACCACGAAUUGUUGUCCGACUUCCCUUUCAAGGGCGACGAGGCAGCGAUCCGGAACAUGGAACAUGCAGAAUUUAUCACGGUGACCAUGAAGGACGGUCGACCAUCGACUAUCAAGCCAGGAAAACCUGUUCUCCGAUGGGUAUUCGAGCGGAUGGUGAAAGAUCCCAUUUUCCAAGCGGUGCAAGACAUCAACUAUAACGACAAGGCUAUUGCCAAAGCCGAGAACACAAUCAAAGCCUGCGAGGAGGAGCUGCGAGUGCUUGGUGAAAUCAUGGCUACCGAGCCCCGUAGUUGGUAUGACGCGCUUUUAGGCAGGCGAAGCGCGUGUAAAGAGCGUGCCAAAUUCCUCGCACGGAAGAUGCUGAAAGCCGAGAAGAAAGUGGAGACGCUGGAGAGGCGGAACGACGCGUUGAAGAGAUCAUUGACGACUGCUAUGUAA
This is a messenger RNA of Coprinopsis cinerea okayama7#130, 2550 nucleotides long. Its product is annotated as exonuclease. The transcript is spliced from 14 exons. NCBI's taxonomy places the organism in Eukaryota, Fungi, Basidiomycota, Agaricomycetes, Agaricales, Psathyrellaceae. Gene Ontology annotation, molecular function: nucleic acid binding; ATP hydrolysis activity. Bases 1 to 2550 code for a protein of 849 amino acids. The record is from RefSeq and is a predicted model, not a curated record. Gene Ontology annotation, cellular component: mitochondrial inner membrane.